This is a messenger RNA of Asparagus officinalis (garden asparagus), 787 nucleotides long. RefSeq names its product probable glucuronosyltransferase Os03g0107900. The transcript has 2 exons. Lineage: Eukaryota; Viridiplantae; Streptophyta; Magnoliopsida; Asparagales; Asparagaceae. Bases 350 to 787 code for a protein of 145 amino acids. The record is from RefSeq and is a predicted model, not a curated record.
AUCCACGAAGCCCUGCUUACUUCCGGGUUCAGGACGACGAGCCCAGACGAAGCUGAUUUCUUCUUUGUUCCCGUUUACGUCUCCUGCAACUUCUCUACCGUUAACGGGUUCCCUUCUUUGGCCCACGCUCGCCCUUUAAUCGCCUCUUCGAUUGCUGAAAUCAAAACCAAGUAUCCGUUUUGGAACCGGACCAACGGCCGAGACCACAUGUUUGUGGCCUCCCUUGAUUACGGCGCUUGCUUUCAUGCAAUGGUGUGCGGUGCUUUUAUGAUUUCACAUGAAAAUUUUGAAAUUUUUAGAGCGAGAGUUUGUGAAGUUUGGAUUUUUUUUGGUUUUGUUUUGUUUUUGAAUGCAGGAGGACGUGGCUAUCGCCGACGAAAUUCCUGAGUUUUUGCGGCGAUCGAUUCUGAUGCAGACGUUCGGGGUGACCUCGCCGCACGUGUGCCAGGAAGCGGAGCACGUGCUGAUACCGCCGUACAUACCGCCGGGGAUUCUCCGAUCUCCGCCUCCGGAGACGGCGAGGAGGGACAUUUUCGUCUUUUUCCGGGGGAAGAUGGAGGUUCAUCCCAAAAACAUCAGCGGACGUUUCUGCAGCAAGUAUGAUUAUGGCAUACAUGCGUAUUUUUUUAUCAAGGCGAUCCUCGAGGGAAGGGAGAUAAUAAACGUUGAAGCCUUGCACAUGGAGUCGCAUAUGCUACGAGUAGGACUUGCUGCUCAACUCAUAUGUGAAGGGCGUGAAUGGAAAAAAAAAAACCGCGGUUUGAAAUUAGACAGUGAUGAUGCAUAA